AUGACGGUCCAAGUGGACGACAAGGCCUUCGCAGACCUGCUUGAGGUGAUACCGGCGCAGCCAGCAGUGAUAGCGAGGACUGGUGGACUUGGUUCCUCACGUGGUGUAGCUGCGGCGCAAGGUGCGGAUCCACAUUUGCCAAUUCCUUGGUUCCUUGUAGCUGUGCUCCAGGAGCAAGUCACCGUUCUGAUCCUGGAAGCACCCAAGUUUCAAAGUUUCACUCUUCGGCUGUUUGCCGUUCGUUUCUCAUUGCGCUUCAAAGCAGCAACAUUCUCGCCUUGCUUUCUCUCGCUACCUUUUCGAUUCAGAAUGGCUAGCAUGAUGGGCGCUAUGGGAGGUGCCAUGAACGAGGCAGCCAAGAAAGCUGUUGAGGAUGAACUCGCGACCAAGGCACCUGCUACCAUGAAACCCUUCUUCCCUUGCCUUGGUGGCCCUGUGGGGACCAUGGAGACCUGCAUGUGCAUGGUCCCAGCCGAUCAGCAGGACAGCGUGAAGCAAGCCAUUGCCAAGUACAAGAGCCUUUAAGUGUGAAAGCCCAUGGCCAUGGGCUGCAGUUUGCUGCGGGUUGUGGUCAGAGAAU
This is a messenger RNA of Cladocopium goreaui, 580 nucleotides long. The record is from the annotation of a GenBank genome assembly. Lineage: Eukaryota; Dinophyceae; Suessiales; Symbiodiniaceae.